AUGGCGCCACUCUACCCGUCGCCCCGCCUCGCUGGACGCCCCCGCCGCUUCGACGCCGUGCCCCUACCUCGGGUCGUCGUCCACCGUCGCCUCGCCGGCGCCGCCCGAACCGCUCCACCGUCGCCAACGCCGCCUCGGCGCCCCCUCUCCCCAUCAACGCUGGUGAGGCCCCGGGCCUCUGCCCUUCUCUGCACGCGGCCGCCCACUCCCCCUCCCGCGCGCCCACUGCCGCCCGGCCGCGCCACCAACCCCGCCGUCGUGCGCCGCUGGUCCGUCCGCGCCGUCCCGCUCCCCGUGUGCCCUCACGUCGGCGCUCGUCCGCGGCACUGCUCCGCCCGCGCCACGCAGCGCCCUGCUGCCAUUCGCGCGCGCCCCGCGACCUCCCGUGGCCGCGCCCGGACCACCGUAGCCAUCGUGGUCGCCACCCCACUGUCGAGCAUUUUGGCCAUCACCCUCUCCGCCACCGCGGCCUGA
Molecule: messenger RNA, 474 nt
Organism: Aegilops tauschii subsp. strangulata
Lineage: Eukaryota; Viridiplantae; Streptophyta; Magnoliopsida; Poales; Poaceae
Source: RefSeq, a predicted model, not a curated record